Molecule: messenger RNA, 732 nt
Organism: Closterium sp. Yama58-4
Lineage: Eukaryota; Viridiplantae; Streptophyta; Zygnematophyceae; Desmidiales; Closteriaceae
Source: the annotation of a GenBank genome assembly
AUGGCAACAGGAUCUGACGGUGGGGAUUUGUCCGAACGAGCCUCCAAGAUGGCGGGUUAUGAGAAUUGUGAGGAGGUUUCGUUUCGUUCCCCUGGUGGUCUUGUUUUCGAACCUCUUAGUGAAGAUGAGGAGGAGGGAGAAGAGGGGGGUGGGAAAACAAGAGGUGGUGGUGGUAUCACCCCUCUCCCAUCCCGGCCCCCACGGCUGCUGGCAGUGCUGAGUGUGGACGGAGGGGGAGUGAGGGACGCCAUUCCCACGCAGAUAUGCGUGCGACUUGAAGCCAUGCUGCAGGAGAGAUGCGGGGAUCCCAACGUGCGACUGGCUGACUUCUUUGACCUCUUUGCUGGCACCAGUGGCGGUGGUCUCCUAGCGCUCAUGCUCACAGCGCCGCACAGGGCAACAGGGCGACCGGCCAUCAGGGCUCAGGACGUGGCAGACUUCUGGACACUCCACUCCAAGCACAUCUUUAGACGGCGAUUCUGGCCGCGAUGGGCCGCUACACUCAGGAAUAUAUGGCGGCCCAAAUACAAGGUCAAGGUUCUAGAGCAGCUUCUGCGUCAUUUCCUCAGACAGCACUGUGGUGCGGCGGACCUCAGCCUAUCAGAGGCUGUCAAGCCCCUCCUGCUUACGUCAUAUGACAUCAGCGCCGCCCGGCCGUACUUCUUUCUCAGCCUGAGGGCUCUGUCUGAUUCGAGCCAUGACUUCCCUCUUAUCCAGGCAAGUUAUAUGUGA